AUGUUGUCUUCAUCUACCACCUCUAACUCCACCACCUCUGACCCCAAACAUGUUGCCAUGGAGACCUACUGGAGGGAAGUACACAGCAUUGAGGAGGAGAAGGAUGGGGAAGAAGAAGAGGAGGAAGAUGAGAGAAAGAGUAUGGAUGAGGUGGAGCUUGAGGAGGCGUGGCUGACAGAUGCAGGGUUGGCUUCCCUGGUGACGGGCUUGCCAUUGGCAGAUGAGGUGCCACCGCCAGCUGAGGUGCUGCUGUCCACUUUGACACAUCAACAAGCAACCACUGUGAGGAAGAGGCUGGAUAACUAUAACGAGACACUGAAGAAGAGAAACAGACAGCCAAUCAGAGAUGUCCGGGAUAUCUUCACUGAGCCUGACGACCCAGCAGACAGAUGUGUGUACCCCCACUCCCAUCAUGCUGAACCACCACCAAGUCGAUACCACACCACCACCAAGACCAUUCGCCGAAAUACUUCCAGAGUACGACCAACUCUACCCGUGUUGGCUGUUGAAGAUCGACUACCGGAGCACCCCUCACCCCCCUCAAACACAGACUCACACUCGCCCCCCGUCAGUCAAUUGAUGCAACCUGACUGGGUGCUGCGGGACUCUCCAUACUCAGAGGGUGUGGCUGAGCACAAAAGGGGCAAGGCUUGUUGGGACUGUUUACGUUUCCAUAGAGACAACAACAGUGAGCUGCAGUUUGCAUCUAUCUCUCCCUCUCAGGGUCUUAGCUGUGCAGGCGACCUGUCGUCACGUGACCUCACACAGCUGUGUUUCAUCUCGCACAUUGAGCUCACAACCUUCCUGAUGACUCUGGGCAUCCACACCAAACGCACACGUCCUCCACGCUGCAGGAACCGGGACAGUGGUGUGUUUGGCGUUCCUCUGAACACGCUGUUGGAGAAAGACAGGAAGAAGUUUCCUGGGGUCAAAGUUCCUGUCGUGUUCCAGAAGUUGUUGUGUAUCUUAGAGCAAACAGGCCUGUUGACUGAGGGGAUUCUCAGAGUACCAGCAUCAGCUGCUAGAGUCAAGUGCCUUCGUAGAGAAUUAGACAGGUGCUAUGAGGGAUUUGACUGGUCUGCGCUGAGACAGGUGGACGCUUCCAGUCUGUUGAAGCUUUUCAUCAGAGAGCUGCCAACCCCUCUGCUGACACACACACACCUGUCCACCUACCGCUCUGUACUGAGUAUCCCCUCUGAGCUCCAUCAGAUUCAGGCCCUGCAGCUGCUGACGUUGCUUCUUCCAGAAGCCAACAGAGAAAUUCUGAGAGCUCUGCUGGUCUUCCUCCGUAAGGUGGUCUCUCAUCAGGAUCAGAACCGUAUGUCUCUGUGGAAUGUGUCCAUGGUGAUGGCACCCAACCUGUUCCGUCGUCACCAUGGAAACAAGCGCUCAAUUGCUAAACGAGAUGAGAUGGAGGAGGCAGUGGGUGGAGCUCAGCUGAUUCGGCUGAUGAUCAUUCACCAGGACUUGCUUUGGACCGUCCCCAAGUUUCUACUGUCUCAGGUGAGACAGAUGAACCAGGUGUCCAUUCAGAAACAGCUUGGCCUGAGCUGGACCAGUAGACUGUUGAGGAAGAAGAAUGACAAGAAUGAAAGAGAUCAGAUCACAGAGCUGUGUGAAGGUGUAAUCAGAGUUCAUGCUCCUCUACACACCAAGAUUUCCAUGGUGAUACAACUUGAGGAACAGACAACAGCCAAGGACAUAACAUCCCGCUUCGAGUGUGAGAACAGUCCAGUUCAACAUCUGUAUGAAGUUGGAGGAAACAUCUGUGAGCGUCGUCUUCAUCCUGACUGUGUUUUGUUGGAUGUUUACAGAGUUAAUCCCCACUGUGAUUGGCUAAUUAAACCCUGA
Messenger RNA from Pelmatolapia mariae (spotted tilapia), 1851 nucleotides. RefSeq names its product Rho GTPase activating protein 28 (gene arhgap28). Gene Ontology annotation, molecular function: GTPase activator activity. The transcript has 15 exons. The coding region runs from base 1 to 1851 and encodes 616 amino acids. Gene Ontology annotation, biological process: signal transduction; regulation of actin filament polymerization; negative regulation of stress fiber assembly. The record is from RefSeq and is a predicted model, not a curated record. Lineage: Eukaryota; Metazoa; Chordata; Actinopteri; Cichliformes; Cichlidae. Gene Ontology annotation, cellular component: cytoplasm.